Diplodia corticola is the source of this 1323-nucleotide messenger RNA. Its product is annotated as glutaminase a protein. The coding region runs from base 1 to 1323 and encodes 440 amino acids. The transcript has 3 exons. The record is from RefSeq and is a predicted model, not a curated record. Lineage: Eukaryota; Fungi; Ascomycota; Dothideomycetes; Botryosphaeriales; Botryosphaeriaceae.
AUGCCAACGUACAAGAACAUCACGCUCUCCCUCCGUUCGUCGGCGCACGAAACGGCACCGCUCCUCGAGUUCCCGCCGCCGCCGCACCUCCCGGGCGUCCGCAUCGAGGAUGCGCGCAGCUCGACGGCCACCGUCUACGUGCCCGCCUCACCCGGGCUCACAUUCUGGAUCGCGUACCACAUCAAGCCGCCGGCGUACCUGCAGCAGAGCCCGGGCGUCAAGUACUUCCUGUUCAAGCUGUACAUGGAGGGCCGCCACGUCGUGAGCUGGGCGGUCGGCGAGGAGGACGGGUGGAAGGGGAAGACGAUGUUUGGGCUGUUUGAGAAUGAGGCGUGGAGGGGUGGUGUGGAGAAGAGGGCGUUUGCUUUCGCUGCUGCGGGAGAGGAGGAGGAGGAGGAGGGGAGUGGGGAUGUGGAUGUGGAGAGGGAUCAUGAGGAGAGGUUUAUGGAGGUUAGGGUCUUUAGGGCCAGUGCGAGGAAGAGAGUGCAGAGGGAGACGCCGGAGCUGAUGGAGACAGAGGUGGGAAGGGAGGGCGCGGGAGGCAUCAAUCUGGUCAAUGCCGGCUGCCUGAAGAGGGAGAACCCGAAGCGCUUCUACGAUUUUGCGCUCAUCGAUAGCUUGAAGGAGCCGUUCGCGAAGUUCCGGUACUACUACCGCUCUGUUGACCAGCUUGAGACCCUGGGCGUCAUCGUUAGGGCGCCGCAGUCAGACACGAGCGAGGAUGAUGAAGUCGUCACGGACAGUGGCAACGGCUUCGAAAGCCUAGACCUCUCGUUCUUGGCCAGGAAUGACGCGGACACUCCUCUGGUUGACGCCGAACAAUCCAUACCUUUGUCCCAUGGAUCUCCGCACACGGUGGCUCCGGAAUUCCUCAACGCGGCUGUUUCAUCGAGCCAUAGCGGAGUUGGCACCGGCACUGCUAGUGCCAUCGAAGAUGUUUCUGCUCUGCUUGGCCAUGUCGGCUUCUCCACUGACUUCGAGCUUCCGCGCACGCCGGAUCUACCUGAAGCUGCUCUGCCGAAGCGAAGCGUAGCGAAGUCGUCUCCCUGGAGUCCUCCCAAGAGCUCAAGGAUUGCGAUGCGGAACUCCGCUGUGAUUCCGAUGAUGGCACCGGAUAGCCCGACGAAGGGUUCAGUGGCGGACGCGGCGUUGGUGGGGGCUUUGAGUGGGCAAGACUGGCUCAAGCGCACGCCUAGCCCGGACCGGACCAUCUACAGGCAGUUUGACUCGCCCGCACCGGGUGCGAGUCGGCGGGGAAGAAAGUCGCCAACGGGCAGGCUGAGGGAGGCUCUGAAGCGGGCAUUGCGGCGCGGCGACUCUUGA